Molecule: messenger RNA, 4028 nt
Organism: Eleginops maclovinus (Patagonian blennie)
Lineage: Eukaryota; Metazoa; Chordata; Actinopteri; Perciformes; Eleginopidae
Gene: pkd2l1
Product: polycystic kidney disease 2-like 1
Exons: 15
Coding region: 102-2513 (803 amino acids)
Biological process (GO): detection of mechanical stimulus; potassium ion transmembrane transport
Cellular component (GO): membrane
Molecular function (GO): calcium ion binding; calcium-activated potassium channel activity; calcium channel activity
Source: RefSeq, a predicted model, not a curated record
AAACAUCUCUCCAGCAGGUGUUUUAGAACCACUCUGAAACCACUUCCCUCUUUGAUCUAAACACCAGCAGUCCACUGAGGGACACACAGGUGUGUAACAGCAUGAAGUGCCUGAACAACCGGGCCGAAAGCCACCUGAGCGGGCAGGUGGAGUUGGACAGCAUGGGCAACAGAGCCUGGGUCAACCACGGCUACUGUGGCUCUCCUCCACCGAUCCCUCGAGCUGUCAGCACCAUCUACAACCCUCAGCCCCUCUUCCAGGGCUCCAUGGACAGCAUGUACAAACUGGACAACCCGGGCCAAUUCCCAGAAGAACCAUCAACCACCAACCAAAGCCUGGUGAAGAAACCAAGAGGCUGCUGCUCUUUUAUCAAAGGCUUGUGGGGCACAACCUUGACUGAAAACACCUCAAACAACAGAGAACUGUUUGUCCGAACCACGCUACGAGAGUUAGUGGUCUAUCUGGUGUUCCUGGUGGAUAUAUGUCUCUUGACAUACGGUAUGACCAGCUCGAGCACCUAUUACUACACUAAAGCCAUGACGGACCUGUUUGUGAAUACAGCCAGUGAAAGUGGAGUUAAGUUUCAGUCCAUUAGCACCAUGGCUGACUUCUGGACUUAUUCCCAGGGCCCUUUAUUGGAUGGCCUCUACUGGACUAAAUGGUACAACAACCAGUCCUUGGACAGCGGAGACCAGUCGUUCAUAUACUAUGAGAACAUGCUGCUAGGAGUCCCCAGAAUGAGGCAACUCAAGAUCAUGAACAACUCCUGCAAGGUCCACAAAGACUUCCGUGAUGAGAUCUCGGGAUGUUUCGAUGUUUACAAUGACAAGAAGGAGGAUGACCUUAACUUCGGACUCAUCAAUAGCAGCGCGUGGACCUACCACACAGAGAAAGAAAUCAAAGGUUCCUCCCACUGGGGCUUGCUGACCACAUACAGUGGAGCGGGAUACUACCAAGACUUGGGUCGCACCAAAGAGGAGAGCACCAUCGUACUGCAGGAACUAGUGGACAACCUGUGGCUCGACCGAGGAACCAGGGCUGCCUUUGUUGACUUCUCCACUUACAACGCAAACAUCAACAUGUUCUGUGUCCUCAGGUUGGUUGUUGAAUUUCCCGCGACUGGAGGUGCAAUCCCUUCCUACCAGAUAAGAACCGUGAAGCUAAUUCGUUACAUCACCACCUGGGACUUCUUCAUCCUCGGCUGCGAGAUGGUCUUCUGUUUAUUCAUCCUCUAUUACAUUGUAGAGGAGAUUAUUGAGUUGCGAAUACACAAGUUCUCCUAUUUUAACAGCAUCUGGAACAUACUGGAUAUAGUUGUCAUAAUGCUCGCCAUCGUUGCCAUUGUAUUCAAUAUCUUCCGUACCAUAAAAGUGGACAACCUGCUCGGCAAACUGCUAGAACAACCUGGUAUCUACGCCGACUUUGAAUUUCUGGCCUUUUGGCAAAUGCAGUACAACAACAUGAAUGCAGUGAACUUGUUCUUUGCAUGGAUCAAGGUUUUCAAGUACAUCAGUUUUAACAAGACCAUGACUCAGCUGUCCUCCACACUGGGUCGCUGUGCUAAGGAUAUCUUGGGCUUCGCCAUCAUGUUCUUCAUCGUGUUCUUCGCCUAUGCUCAGCUUGGAUAUUUGCUCUUUGGGACAGAGGUUGAAUCUUUCAGCACCUUUGUCAAGUGCAUCUUCACUCAGUUCAGGAUCAUUCUUGGAGACUUUGAUUACAAUGCCAUCGACCGUGCAAACAGAGUUCUGGGGCCGAUCUACUUUGUCACCUAUGUGUUCUUUGUUUUCUUUGUUCUACUGAACAUGUUUCUGGCCAUCAUAAAUGACACAUAUUCUGAAGUUAAGGAGGAGCUGUCCUCACAAAAAGAUGAGCUCCAGAUUACUGACAUCAUCAAACAGAGCUAUAUGAAGACAUUUACAAAGUUGAAACUUAAAAAAGAGAGGAUAUCAGAUGUUCAGAAGGCACUACGCUCUGGAUCUGGAGAAAUUGAAUUCAAAGACUUCAGAGAAACUCUGAAAGAGUUGGGACAUGCUGAUCAUGAAAUUUCUGCGGCCUUCUCGCGGUUUGACCAUGAUGGGAACCAAAUUCUAGACGAGGACGAACAGAAGAGGAUGAAAAUCGAGCUGGAGGAAAAGAGGGAUGCUCUUAGCGCUGAACUCAACAAUCUCGGGAUAAAUUACCAGAAAGAUUUACUGGAGAAGCCUCCUGUAACAUCCAACGACCAGAAGAACCACUCCAGUCCCACCUUUGUGGAUCAGGAAGAGCUUCUUAGACUGGGCAGACAGGUUCUCCAGCUUGAAAGCUCUGUGGCGGGCAUCAUAUCCAGGAUGGAGCUAAUUAUGGAGAAUCUGGGAUUACAAGAGAAAGCUAAAGGGAAUGAAAUGAAACUCACUAGUGAUGACACUGCCUCAGAUAGGAGCAUCCUGGUUUGUGUGGACAGAGAGACGAAGACUAGGAUGUCAUCGAGGAGACUGGGAGUUCCCACUCACUCCACAUUCAACUCUAAUAAGUGAUCAAACAGCUUGAUACAGAAUAAUGGUUAUAUGGAAGUCAGCUGACACGUGAGGAUGAAAGAAUCACACCCCGACGUAUUUUGCAUCACAACUUUCUAAUGUUCAGUUAGUCACAAUCUCUAAGAUCUCUGUUUCCUGGUUUUGGGCGAUAAGCGGAAGUUGGAGGUGUUUUUUGGAUCUUUUUUUUCAGAGAUCUAAAUAGGGUCACCGCUUGUGUGCCACAGACACCCAGUGUGUAAUCCUGCAAAUGCUUUUCAUCAGAAGGCCAUUGACUUAAUCCCCAUUAGGUACCUCAAUCGACAGUACUGACUCAACAACCAUCUUCGAGAUUAUUCAUUUGAUUGAAAGGACUCUUUAAGUUUACGAACCACAAUAAAGUCUUGAUAGUAUGACAUGGCAAUAUAUUUUACACUCUGCUCCAGCUACUGAUUUCAUGGAAUUAUGUAAAUACUGUAUAAAAAUCCUUGUGGCUACUCCAUUAAAACUAAUAUAAUACACUGGUUCAGGUUUAAACUCAGAUAUGUAGAAAACUACAAUGUAUGUUUUAGCUGAGACAUGGAUGUACUUCUCAAAUUAUUAACAUUGUGUAAUAUACUUUAAUUUCAACAGUAGACUAGAAAAGUUAUGUAAUAUAAUCCGAUACUAUGCCGGGCAUAUACCACCUAACAUUAACCUAAGUAACGGUCGCUUUGCUUUUGUCAUUUAAUGUUUAUCAUGUUCAAGUUCUAUUGCUGUUGCUCAAAGCUUUUGACUUGCUUCAGUUAGGUGAGAUGUGUCUGAAACAGUGAUAAUAUCAGCUAUAAUAAAUAUUCAUGUUUAUAUAGAACAUGUCUUCAAUAAUAACCCUGUCUUUGUCUAGGCUGACUGAACAUUAUGCUGUAGCAAAACAUGUCAUGUUCACGAUGGCCUUGGACCCCUAACCCAUCGCAGUCCCCCUGCUUUCACUCCUACUGCUAUUUAUCGAUCUUACUUUAUUUGCCCUACUUGUUUGUUUUCUGUCUGUCCUUACACCAUGUAAAGCACCCUUUGGUCCCUUGAAAGGCGCUAUAAAAAUGUAAUCUAUUAUUAUUAUUAUUAUGCCAUAUUAAAAAUAUAUUUCCACAGGCUUAUAUGUGUAAACCCCAGCCAAGUAAGCUGGUUCGAUUCCCGAGCCGGCUGAACAUUCAGGCAAUGUCCUACCCUCUGUGUCCCCCUUUCAGCUUUAAUAAAGGCCCUCUCCGUACCAAAAAUACCUUAAAAAAACCAAUAUAUUUCCAUUAAAUACAUAGAAUGGAACCAAACGGAAAAACUAUUUUAAUAAUUCCCGUUCAAUACCUCCCAAUAUAUCUGUUCUGGAUUUUUGAACGAAUGUUUCGAUGCCCCCUAGUUUAUGCAACAUUGAGAAUGUACAAACUUCCCAAUUGUUAAAUGUGUUAUUAACUGUGUCUUGUAUAAUAACUAAACAUUGAAUCUAUGCUCUGCUUUCAGAUUGCUUGUGUAACAAAUAAUUCAUUAGUUUCCAAUAAAUGUAGAAAA